GCGGCCGGCUGGAGCGAUGCGGCUGCCCGGUGAGGGGCCGCCGGCCAAGCGGCCGAAAGCGAUGCUCCCAGCGCGCCCUGCCGUGCAGCCCCGCGGGCCGCCGCCCGUCGAGCAGCAGCGCCGCAGCCUGCCCAUCUUCCCGGUGCGGGGCCGGCUGCUGGGCCACAUCCGCGGCCUCGACAGCGCCGUCGUCAUCGGAGAAACAGGCUCGGGGAAGACCACCCAGAUCCCUCAGUACCUCUACGAAGCAGGAAUUGGCCGCCAAGGCACCAUCGCUGUGACCCAGCCCCGGCGAGUAGCAGCGAUAGCCUUAGCUACCAGAGUCUCAGAUGAGAAGAAGACAGAGCUGGGAGGCCUGGUUGGCUACAGUGUCCGCUUCGACGACCUGACGUCUGAUGAAACCAGAAUCAAGUUUUUAACAGAUGGAAUGCUGCUUCGGGAAGCCAUUGGAGACCCCCUGAUGCGGAAGUACAGCGUUGUCAUCCUGGAUGAAGCCCAUGAGAGGACGAUCCACACCGAUGUGCUCUUUGGAGUGGUGAAAGCCGCACAAAAGAAACGGAGGCAACUGGGCAAGCUGCCACUAAAAGUGAUCAUCAUGUCAGCAACGAUGGAUGUUGACCUGUUCUCUGAGUACUUCAAUGGAGCUCCUGUCCUCUAUUUAGAAGGCAGGCAGCAUCCCAUUCAGGUCUUUUACACCAGACAGCCUCAGAGUGAUUACCUGCAAGCAGCACUGGUGACAGUCUUCCAAAUCCACCAGGAAGCACCCUCUUCUCAGGACAUCCUGGUGUUUCUGACUGGCCAGGAAGAAAUUGAAGCAAUGACCAAAACCUGCCGAGACAUUGCCAAGCAUCUCCCUGACGGCUGCCCACAGAUGCUGGUGAUACCUCUUUAUGCUUCUCUGCCCUACUCUCAACAACAUCGCAUCUUUCGGGCUGCCCCCAAGGACUGUCGCAAAGUGAUCCUGUCCACCAACAUCGCAGAAACCUCCAUCACCAUUCCGGGAAUAAAAUAUGUUGUGGACACAGGCAUGGUCAAAGCAAAGAAGUACAGACCCGAAACUGGUCUGGAAGUGUUGGCAGUCCAGUGGGUGUCAAAGGCCCAGGCUUGGCAACGCACAGGGAGAGCAGGGCGAGAGGACAGUGGGAUCUGUUACCGGCUCUAUACAGAGAAUGACUUUGAGAAGUUGAGCCAGAUGACAGUACCGGAGAUACAGAGGUGUAACCUGUCCAGUGUGAUGCUUCAGCUCCUGGCCCUGAGAAUUCCCAAUGUACUCACCUUUGACUUCAUGUCCAAACCAUCUCCUGAGGCUAUUCAAGCAGCAAUUGAGCAGCUGGUCCUGAUGGGAGCUGUGGAACGAAAGGACAAUCAGUUUGUCCUGACCCCCCUGGGAAAGAAGAUGGCAGCUUUUCCACUGGAACCAAAGUUCUCUAAGACCAUCCUCCUGUCCCCCAAGUUCCACUGUACAGAGGAGAUCCUGACCAUCGUGUCCCUGUUAUCCGUGGACAGCGUCCUCUACAAUCCCCCUGCUCGGCGGGAUGAAGUGCAAUCUGUCAGGAGAAAAUUCAUCUCCAGUGAGGGGGAUCAUCUUACCCUGCUCAGCAUUUACAGGGCCUUCAGGAAUGUCAAUGGCAACAAGGGAUGGUGCAGAGAGAACUUCAUCAACAGCAGGAACAUGAUGCUUGUGUCAGACGUCAGAGCUCAGCUCAGAGACAUCUGUGUGAAGCUCUCAAUGCCGAUCGAGUCCUCCCGCUCGGACACUGGGAACAUCCGCCGCUGCCUGGCCCACAGCCUCUUCAUGAACGCCGCGGAGCUGCAGCCGGACGGCUCCUACCGCACCGUGGACUCCCACCAGGCAGUGGCCAUCCACCCCUCCUCUGUGCUCUUCCACUGCAAGCCAGCCUGCGUGGUGUACAACGGGCUGCUCCACACCAACAAGUGCUACAUGCGGGACCUGUGCGUGGUGGAUGCAGACUGGCUCUAUGAGGCAGCGCCUGACUACUUCCGCAGGAAGCUCCAAGUGGCCAAGAACUGAGCUGUGGGUCUGGCACCAGCAGCUCUGGGGGGUUUGGGACUGGUUUUUGGUUUGUAAGGAAUGGAUGGGAAUGGUGGAGCUUUGCCUAGGUCAAACCCUUAGAGGAAAAGUGCUUCAUGAGAGACAGACCUCACAAGUGUCCGUGGCUUACAGCAAUCAUCCUUUUAACAGGUGAGCUCUAAAAGGGGAGCGUGCUCUGUGUACAGGGUGUGGGAUAAAUCUAUCCCAGGAGGGGAGCUGGUAUCAGAUUGCAGUUUUUAACAGGCUUGUGGAUAAAGAAAUAAAACCCUAAGAGCACUCUUGGUGUAUUUUAUGAUUGUGCUUGUGUCCUCAGCAGCUUUUACUGCAGUAAAUAAAUGAAGCAAGUUGUAAAUGUCUACAUACAGGGGAAAAAUGCUUCUUUUUACUGUUUCUAGAAGGGAGGCGCUACUGUCUUUUACCUCCUCAGUCAUCUUCCUGCCUUCUUGUCAUGUUGCUAUCUUGGGACCACACAAAGGCCAGUAAUGGCCUGUUCCUAGGCAGGGUGAUCCUGGAUGCCUGCAGGUGUGUGUUGGAGAUGGACGCGCAUCCCUUUGUUGUGCCUCUUUGCAGUGUUGUUCUCUGGUGGCUUGAAAAGAAGAAGGAAAAAGAAGAGGUGGGUGGGCACAGGCAAAACUUGCUACUUCUGUAUGUGUGAGCUGGGCCCUUUUGGGUUGGUAUUUGCAGAGUGUGCAGCUAUUUCAGUUGUUCUCACUUGAAUUGCAGGGAAUUAUUAAAGCACUGCAUCUGUUUCUUGGGUUUACAGACUUUGCAGCCCUAGGGGAAAAUGUAACAUGAAAUAUGUAAUAUGUAAUGUAUAUGAAAUGUAA
This is a messenger RNA of Neopsephotus bourkii (Bourke's parrot), 2880 nucleotides long. RefSeq names its product DEAH-box helicase 33 (gene DHX33). NCBI's taxonomy places the organism in Eukaryota, Metazoa, Chordata, Aves, Psittaciformes, Psittacidae. The record is from RefSeq and is a predicted model, not a curated record. The transcript has 12 exons. Gene Ontology annotation, biological process: positive regulation of transcription by RNA polymerase I. Bases 17 to 2032 code for a protein of 671 amino acids. Gene Ontology annotation, cellular component: intracellular anatomical structure; nucleolus. Gene Ontology annotation, molecular function: ATP binding; RNA binding.